GAGCGCGAGAGCGAGCGGAUGGCGGCGGCGGCGGCGGAGGGGGUGGGCGGCUUGCUGCGGUUCCUGAGGCUGGUGGGGCAGCUCAAGAGGGUGCCGCGGACGGGAUGGGUGUACAGCGGCGUGGAGAAGCCGGAGAGCGUGUCCGAUCACAUGUACCGAAUGGCCCUGCUGGCGCUGGUGGCCCAAGACAAGACCCUUAACAAGGACAGAUGCAUACGAUUAGUUUUGGUUCACGAUAUGGCUGAAUGCAUCGUUGGAGAUAUCGCUCCUGCAGAUAAUAUCUCCAAAGAGGAGAAACACAGGAGAGAAGAGGCAGCUAUGCAACAACUGACCCAGCUUCUGUCAGAUGACCUCAGAAAAGAAAUCUAUGAACUCUGGGAAGAAUAUGAAAAUCAGUCUACUGCAGAAGCCAAGUUUGUAAAACAGUUGGAUCAGUGUGAGAUGAUACUGCAAGCAUUUGAGUAUGAGGAGUUGGAAAAGGCACCUGGCAGACUACAGGAUUUUUAUGAUUCAACUGCUGGAAAAUUUGUUCAUCCAGAAAUACUUCAGCUUGUGUCUGUGAUUAAUACAGAACGGAAUCAAAAAAUAGCUGCUGCAUGUCAUCCACGUUCCUAAGGUGUUCCUAAACAGCUGUAGCUAUAUUAAACUUUUUUUUGAUUUUA
Molecule: messenger RNA, 662 nt
Organism: Rhea pennata
Lineage: Eukaryota; Metazoa; Chordata; Aves; Rheiformes; Rheidae
Gene: HDDC2
Product: HD domain containing 2
Exons: 6
Coding region: 19-615 (198 amino acids)
Cellular component (GO): cytoplasm
Molecular function (GO): 5'-deoxynucleotidase activity
Source: RefSeq, a predicted model, not a curated record